Molecule: messenger RNA, 1715 nt
Organism: Polistes dominula (European paper wasp)
Lineage: Eukaryota; Metazoa; Arthropoda; Insecta; Hymenoptera; Vespidae
Product: cytochrome P450 4C1
Molecular function (GO): monooxygenase activity; iron ion binding; oxidoreductase activity, acting on paired donors, with incorporation or reduction of molecular oxygen
Source: RefSeq, a predicted model, not a curated record
UAUACUAUAUGAUAAAAUAUUUAAUAAGUAAAAUACAUGAAUAUAAUUUGGUAAAAUAUUUCUCAGGACAUAAAGCAUAUCCUCUCAUUGGAAAUAUACAUGUACUUCUUAGUGAGCCUAAAGAUAUAACAAAUACAAUUCUAAAAGAAAUGGAAAACUAUCCAUUACCAUGGCGUAUUUGGUCAGGAACAAAAUUAUGUAUAAUUUCGGAUGAUCCGGAACAUAUUGAUAUUAUUUCUAAACACUCGAGUUCUUUUGAGAAAAGUUUCCAAUAUAACUUUGUGAAACCUUAUAUAGGCAAUGGUUUGAUAGCUGCUUCAGCGUCAAUAUGGGAAAGUCAUCGACAAAUGUUAAAUCCAAUAUUCAAAGUAAACAUUUUUUCUAACCAAAUGAGCAAGAUAAUAAAACAUUCAAACCGAUUAACGAGAAUUAUUGAAAAUCUUAAUGAAAAAGAAAUAGACGUACACCAUUACAUACAUCUUUUUAGUUUGGAUACGAUAUAUGAUACAAUUUUGGGCCGGGAUUUUAAUUUCCAAAAUAAUCCAAAAUGUAGACUUCAUAACGAUAUUUCAGAAUUAUUAAACACAACGACCAAAAGGGUCUACAAAUUCUGGUUGCAUCCGGAUAUUAUUUUCUACAAUUUACCUAUAGGAAAAAGAUUUCGGGAAGCUUUAUCACACUUGGAUACAUUAACCUGGAAGAUAAUAAAGGAACGAAAAGAAUCCAUGCAAGAAAAGAAAAUUAAUGGCGAAAUGAAAGAAAAAGAUGCAACAAACAAUACUUCUCUAUUUCUUGACACGAUAUUCAAAUCAUUCUAUGAGAGAAAAGAAUAUACGGAACAUGAUAUUCGAGACGAAAUAAAUACAAUAGUUAUUACUGGAAGUGAUACAACUGCUUUUUCAAUUACUUUUGUGUUGUUAAUGUUGGCUAUUUAUCCAAAAAUUCAAGAACAAGUAUACGAGGAGCUCAACCAAAUAUAUGGUUCUUUCGAUCCGAUAGAUAAAAAUCUUUCAUAUGAAGAUACUAAGAAUAUGAAAUGUUUGGAAAGAGUGAUCAAAGAGACUCUUCGUCUUUUCCCUGCUGCUCCUUUUAUGGCACGAAAUAUAUGCGAAGAUAUACAAGUAAGCGAGGAUGUAAUAAUACCAAAAAAUUCUGCUUAUAUGUUCAUGCUUUAUUCACUUCAUCGAAACGAAAAAUAUUGGAAAAAUCCUUUACAAUUUAAUCCUGAUAGAUUUUUACCUGGCAAUUACAAUACUAAACAUUUUUUACCAUUCUCCACUGGACCAAGAGGAUGUAUUGGUUGGAAAUUUGCUAUGAUGGAAAUGGAAGCUGCAAUUGCUACUAUAUUGAGAAAAUUUUCUGUUCAUGUAGAUGGCCCAAUAAAAUGUGAAGACAUAGCUAUACAAUUGGGUGUAUCAAUGAAACCUGUGAAUAAGAUUUUGUUAAAGUUUAAGAAGAGAUAAUAUUUAUUAUUAUUGUUGUUAAUAUUUUUUUAAUCUUUUUAAAAAUUCUUUUCAAAUAAGCUGUCUGAAAACACUUCUUAUAAUUCAAGCAAUUGAUAAAAACUAAACGGAAUAUAUACACUUACUGUAAUAUUUACAAAAUCUAGAAAAUGUGACGUUACAAUAGAACAUGAGAACAUUUAGUAUAAUAAAAUUUACUUAGAAUAACAUCUCUACGUGCAAAAGUAAUCAGACAAUAAAAGUGUAAAAAGA